Tarenaya hassleriana is the source of this 536-nucleotide messenger RNA. RefSeq lists its product as uncharacterized. NCBI's taxonomy places the organism in Eukaryota, Viridiplantae, Streptophyta, Magnoliopsida, Brassicales, Cleomaceae. The transcript is spliced from 3 exons. The coding region runs from base 57 to 236 and encodes 59 amino acids. The record is from RefSeq and is a predicted model, not a curated record.
CCCCCCAGAAAACAGUUCCGAGUCCGACACCCAAAAAACCCUUAUCUCCUGUAGAGAUGAUGAUGGAGAAAUCGUUCUCGUUGAUCCAAACGGUGGCCACUGCCGGUGUCUUCUCUGCCAUCUCCUUCUGGUACGGUUUCAUGUUCGGUCGAGAGUCCGCGAGAAAAGAGCUUGGCGACUUGAUCGAGGAUCUCCGUCGCGGUGGUUCCUCCUCCGGUUCACCUUCUCAUUCAUGAUUUAGUUGGUAACAAUUAACAAAGGAAGAAGAUGAAAAUGACACUCGCGUUUUCACCUCCAUGCGAGAAACUUAGUUUUAGACAAGCUGCAGUGCAUGAAGCAUAUUUGGUUCUUUGGAGUUUGAAGAUUAAAAACAGUAUAUAUGCUCUUAGGGUUUUGCCGACUUCUGCUGAAGACUUUGUUGUUCAUCGCAAGUGUUUUGCAGCAUUCUCCUUCAAUUACCUAAUUCUGAGCUUUAUUCGACACUGAACCAUAUUAUUCGACACAUUUGUGUUUUUUAAGAGCAACAUUUAUUUUUC